AUGACGGAACAUCGGGAUCCUUACUCGUUCUAUUGGCAGCUUGAUCAGAAACGUCGCCGCUCGGAAUCGCCAAAACGCUAUCCACCCCCAACGGAUUACGUCAUUGAUGAGGAAGAGAAAUGA
Molecule: messenger RNA, 123 nt
Organism: Cooperia oncophora
Lineage: Eukaryota; Metazoa; Nematoda; Chromadorea; Rhabditida; Trichostrongylidae
Source: the annotation of a GenBank genome assembly